CAGCCACUUCAUCAUCACAUGAGAAUCAUCUCAUCCUUAGUGCACUGAGACUAAAUAAAUAAGUCUUCUGUAGGUUGUCACACAUACCACUUAAAAUGGUAAUUUUCUGUGGAUUACUUCAGACCUGUGGGUCUAAGAGCUCUUCCACAUGGAUCAGCUUGACGCUUCUUUUCUCAAUGUUGUGCAUGUGGACCAGUGUAGAGUGCUGGUCUUACCAUUUCUCCGACACCACCAUGAACUGGCAGGAUGCUAGAGCGUGGUGCAAGGAGUACUACACAGACAUGGUAGCCAUCCAGAACCAGGAGGAGAUCAAGCAUCUCAACAACUAUCUGCCCAGGAAACCCACCUACUAUUGGAUUGGGAUCCGCAAGAUCAAUGAUGUCUGGACCUGGGUAGGCACUAACAAAGCUUUGACAGCAGAAGCAACCAACUGGGCAAAAGGCGAACCAAACAAUGGCAAGAAUGAACUGCAAAAUGGGGCGAGUGAGGACUGUGUGGAGAUGUACAUUAAAAGGGAGCAGCAGCAAGGCAAGUGGAAUGAUGAGAGAUGCGAGAAACUGAAGACCGCUCUGUGUUACACAGCUGCCUGUAAGAAUAACUCAUGUUACCAUGGAGAAUGUGUCGAAACCAUCAACAGCCACGAGUGUGCAUGUUUUGAAGGAUUUUAUGGAGAGAAGUGUGAGCAAGUUGUUCAGUGCGACAAAGCGGAGGUGACUGUCCCACAUAAAGGAAGUGUAAAGUGCACUCAUGUGUAUGGAAACUUCUCUUACAAUUCCUCGUGCGAGUAUUCCUGUGAGAAAGGAUACCAGCUGACUAUGUCGAGACCCCUGAGAUGUACUGCCUCGAAAAACUGGUCAGAGCAGCCUCCUACAUGUGAACUGGUUCAGUGUCCGAAACUGUCUCGUCCAACAAGAGGAUCCAUCAAUUGCUCCGAUCCUCUAGGUCCAUCCAGCUACCAGUCCACCUGUGUGUUAACCUGUGAUGAAGGCUAUGCACAAGCUGGUCUGUCAUCUACCACUCUGCAAUGUGAAGCAUCAGGAAGCUGGAAUGCCUCACAGCUACCCUGUGUUGCUGUUCAGUGCCCUGCUCUGCAGAAGCUAGAGAAUGGCGUGGUCAGCUGUGGACAUGCAGAUGAGAGGUUCAUCUACGGAAACACCUGCAGCUUCAGCUGUGCCCCCGGCUACCGUCUGGUUGGCCCCAGCAGUGUGACAUGCACAUCAGCAGCUGAGUGGAGUGAGACAAUGCCUCGCUGUGAAGCCAUCACUUGCCAGAAUCCAAAGGGAGACGCUCACCUGGUCCCCAAGUGCAGCCAGUCUUCCACUGAACUGUGGACAGGCUCCAGCUGCAGCUUCAGCUGUGAAGAGGGCUUUGAACUGCAGGGAGCUGACAUCAUUCAGUGUUCUCAGGAUGGACAAUGGAGUAAAGCCAUACCUACCUGCAAAGCUGUUCAAUGCCCUGCUCUCCAGAAGCUAGAGAAUGGCGUGGUCAGCUGUGGACAUGCAAAUGAGAGGUUCAUCUACGGAAACACCUGCAGCUUCAGCUGUGCCCCUGGCUACCGUCUGGUUGGCCCCAGCAGUGUGACAUGCACAUCAGCCGCUGAGUGGAGUGAGACAAUGCCUCGCUGUGAAGCUGUUCAAUGCCCUGCUCUCCAGAAGCUAGAGAAUGGCGUGGUCAGCUGUGGACAUGCAAAUGAGAGGUUCAUCUACGGAAACACCUGCAGCUUCAGCUGUGCCCCUGGCUACCGUCUAGUUGGCCCCAGCAGUGUGACAUGCACAUCAGCCGCUGAGUGGAGUGAGACAAUGCCUCGCUGUGAAGCAACAAGAUGCCCUGUACCCGAGAUUCCAACAAGUGGCCACAUCAGCUGCAGCCCCUCUCUGUCUUCACCUGUUUCUACAGGCACCUCCUAUCCACUUGGGAUGUCCUGCACUUUUAGCUGUGAUGAAGGCUAUGAGCUCAAAGGUGCACUAAGCAUGGAGUGCGAACAUCCAGGCCAAUGGAGCACCACACCACCAUCCUGCACAGUUAUUAGUUGCCCAUUGUUCACGGCUCCUGAAAAUGGCCACAUCAACUGCUCAAACAGUGAGCCAAUAUACAACUCUCAGUGCUCCUUCACAUGCAGUCAAGAUUACUCAUUAGAUGGGCAUGAGCUCCUGACCUGUGAUCGUCACGGCAACUGGACUGGAGAGAGACCCACCUGCAAAGCCUCCCCAUCUCAGAACAUUGCCGUUGUAUCUGGUGUGGCAGCAGGGGGCACUCUGCUAAGUGGUCUGACUGUUGCCAUGUGGAUCCUGAAACGACUGAAGAAGAAAGCAACCAAGUUUGAGCUGAACAGCAACUCCGACAUAGAGGCCCCUCCACAGGUCUACAAAAACAGCACUGACAGCCUCCUCUAAAAUACAGUCAUAAUCUUCAAAGGCAACUAAGGACAACUAAAUAUAUUCAACACAACUGUAUAUGAGUCACAGGGCAUUAUAGUUACAUAAUAGUAUGUCAGAGUUGUAUCAUGUUUUGUUGAUUUUUUUAAAAAGAUCCUUUAUCUGCACUGUAAAUGUUGUUCAGACAUGUAUUUUCUCCCAAGAGGAGUUUUAUAUUGAACAUGUUGUUCUACAGCUUUAUGAAGUUGCUGGAAAUGUGGCUCCAUUCAUGUUACUGUAAAUGUUACAUAACACUGUGGGUGAAUUACCAUGUUAUUUCAGAACUGUGAAUUCUUAGUGAAUAAUCACAAUAUUGAUGUCAGUAUUUAUGUACUAUUUAUUUAAGAGAUGGUUAAUGCGUUUGAAAUGUUUAUCACUAUUGCUGAAUGUGUAAAGCAGGGCUGACUUUUGUUUAUAAUAAACCUUUAA
This is a messenger RNA of Toxotes jaculatrix (banded archerfish), 2843 nucleotides long. Its product is annotated as E-selectin-like. NCBI's taxonomy places the organism in Eukaryota, Metazoa, Chordata, Actinopteri, Toxotidae. Bases 96 to 2393 code for a protein of 765 amino acids. The transcript has 14 exons. The record is from RefSeq and is a predicted model, not a curated record. Gene Ontology annotation, biological process: response to cytokine; heterophilic cell-cell adhesion; leukocyte tethering or rolling. Gene Ontology annotation, molecular function: sialic acid binding; oligosaccharide binding. Gene Ontology annotation, cellular component: external side of plasma membrane; membrane.